Molecule: messenger RNA, 447 nt
Organism: Clonostachys rhizophaga
Lineage: Eukaryota; Fungi; Ascomycota; Sordariomycetes; Hypocreales; Bionectriaceae
Source: the annotation of a GenBank genome assembly
AUGCCUGAAGCAAAAAAGCACACCCCGCGCUCCAUUCUGGAGGCAUUCUACGAUGCAGAGCGCAUCUACAUGUCCGCCCCCCCGGACAAGCGAGACUUCAGCGGCAUCGCAGCCACCCUUAGCCCUGAUUAUCGACUUCUUCAAACCCCUGCCCUCCCGUAUGGGGGCGAAUACAUCGGUCCAGAAGGUUUGGAGAGAUGGGCAAAGCAGAUGGCAGACUACUUCUCGAUUGUAGACGUCAAGGAGCCAGAAAUCUUCGAAAGCGAGGGGUCCAACCGCGUUGUGGUCUACUCCACUGUCCACUUCAAGGUCCGGGCUACUGGGGAGGAGGUAGAUUACCCGUUCUGCCAGGUUGUCACCGUCGAUUUGGAGAAGGGUGUGAUGACAGAGCAGAUGCCGUUCUAUUGGGAUGUAAAUCGCAUGCUCGGGCACACCCCCAAGAAUUGA